Molecule: messenger RNA, 694 nt
Organism: Panicum hallii
Lineage: Eukaryota; Viridiplantae; Streptophyta; Magnoliopsida; Poales; Poaceae
Product: actin-related protein 2/3 complex subunit 5A-like
Exons: 4
Coding region: 60-470 (136 amino acids)
Biological process (GO): regulation of actin filament polymerization; Arp2/3 complex-mediated actin nucleation
Cellular component (GO): cytoplasm; actin cytoskeleton; Arp2/3 protein complex
Molecular function (GO): actin filament binding
Source: RefSeq, a predicted model, not a curated record
CGCGCAGAACCCACCCCAACCCGGAGGCCGCAGCCAGGCGCCCACCCGUCGCCGGCGGAAUGGCUUCGUCAGCGGCGUACCCCGACGCGGACGAGAACCUGGAGGCCAUCAUCACCCGCAUCGACCAGAAGUCCCACAAGAUCGAGGCCCUCCUUAAGCAGUCGAAGCCGGUGGAGGCGCUGAAGACGGCGCUCGAGGGAUCGCCCCUCAAGACCCGCGACGAGCGAUGCAAGUCCGCGAACUGGAUCGUGGUGCACCGCGCGAUGAUGGCGAUCAGGGACGUCGAGGGCAUGUUCACCUCACUGGAUCCCGAGUACUACGACAUCCUCAUGAAGUACCUUUAUAGAGGUUUAUCUACCGGGGACAGGCCUACAUGUGACCAGUGCCUCAAAAUUCAUGAACAACUGACUGAGAAGGCAGGCCUAGGAUGUGUAUUGCGGUCACUCGCUGAUACUGUAAACACUGUCUGAGCUUCAUCUCAGCUAAGGGUGGACAGAACAAAGUUUAGUUCCUGCUCUAUGCUGUGGUAAAUCUGAUAAAUUAGCUGUAUGAAAAAUUGCUAAUUAUAUGAUUUACAUUAUCUUUGCCAUCUGGCAAUUUCAGUUAGAGUAUCCUUGUACCUUACUGGAAUGGCUGAACUUAUGUAGUAUUACGUCAUUUUCAACUCUUUGUACUAGACUGUUUUUCUUUGCUA